AUGGCGACUGCACCCUUGCCCUCUCGCUCCCUCCUGGCCCCAGCUCAGCAAUCCCAUCCACGGCUUCCCGCGCCCCUCCGCCUCUGCCUCUCCCACCACAAGCAACCUCCCACUGGCCCCAAGCGCCCCCGACGCGCCGUCACUUCGCAUCCGGCCUUCUCUGCAGCCGCUCGGGGUCGUGCCAAGAAGAUUCCCAUCGCGGACACCGAUGAGCCCGCCGCCGGAGUCCGCGUCACCGAUCGUGGCCUCUCUUACCGCCUCGAUGGCGCGCCAUUCGAGUUUCAGUAUAGCUACACUGAGGCCCCACACGCACGCCCCGUAGCGCUCCGUGAGGCCCCGUUCCUGCCGUUCGGGCCCGAGGCCACGCCACGCCCGUGGACGGGAAGGAAGCCGCUGCCAAAGAGCCGCAAGGAGCUUCCGGAGUUUGACUCGUUCGUGCUGCCACCACCGGGCAAGAAGGGGGUGAAGCCCGUGCAGUCACCGGGGCCGUUCCUCGCCGGUAUGGAGCCGAGGUACCAAUCGGUGUCCAGGGAGGGCAUACUCGGGGAGCCUCUCACCAAGGAAGAGGUCUCCGAACUCGUGAAAGGAAGCCUCAAGUCCAAACGGCAACUCAAUAUGGGUAGGGAUGGUUUGACACACAAUAUGUUGGAGAACAUUCAUUCACAUUGGAAGAGGAAAAGAGUUUGCAAGAUAAAGUGCAAAGGUGUCUGCACGGUGGAUAUGGAUAAUAUCUGCCAGCAACUAGAGGAAAAGGUUGGAGGAAAAGUAAUACACCGCCAAGGGGGUGUCAUAUUUCUUUUUCGUGGUAGAAACUACAAUUACAGGACCCGCCCAUGUUUUCCGCUUAUGCUCUGGAAACCCGUUGCACCUGUGUACCCGCGCCUUGUCACGAAGGUCCCAGGUGGCUUAACUCCAGACGAGGCCACAGAAAUGCGCGCGAGAGGACGUCAGUUACCACCAAUUUGCAAACUUGGGAAAAAUGGUGUUUAUGCCAACCUUGUGAAGCAAGUCAGAGAAGCAUUUGAAGCAUGUGAUCUUGUCCGUGUUGAUUGCUCAGGUCUUAACAAAAGUGAUUGCAGAAAAAUUGGAGCUAAACUAAAGGAUCUAGUUCCCUGUAUCUUACUGUCUUUUGAGUUUGAGCAUAUACUGAUGUGGAGAGGAAGUGAUUGGAAAUCAUCUCUUCCUCCAUUAGAAGAAAAUAGUUUUGAGGUGACAAAGGUGCAAGAAAGUUUAAGUGGCAAAGAAUCUAAUGAAAAGGUUACACAUUCAGGAAAUGUUCUGACCCAGAUUGAGUUGGUCAGUGUUGCAACAUCUCACAAGAACUGCAACUUGGGUGAAGAUCAAGAAAAAUUUAAAGAUUCCAUUGCUAGUGAUACGGUACUGAAUUCUGCAAAGGAAGUUCCUGCAUUGUUCCAUUCUACAGGUAUAUCUAGAACUGAACCCUCAGCAGACACUCCAUUGGAAUAUUCACCAUUAAAGCCAGUAUGUGAUAUUAUGGAUCCAUCCCUGAAGUGCCAAAGUAUCCCAACAAACAACAGUGAAAAUAGAGGUCUGGUAGAGAAGUCAGAACAUUGUCCGGAUGUUUAUAAUUUGGAGACAGAGAGGAAAAGAAACGAUGGUAUGAAAGGUAGUGGUUCUAAAGUUCCAUCCUAUAUAGAGGGAUUAUUAUGUCUUCUGGAGCAGGCCAUUGAGAGUGGCAGGGCACUUGUUCUGAGUGAAGAUGAGCUUGUUGAUUCAGAUCUGAUCUAUGAAAAGUCUGUUGCUUUUACAAAGUCAAUUCCGCGAAGACUGAUUUUCGAGCAUACUCAAAGGAAGUCCAGUGCCAGGAGAAAUGGGCCAGACAAUCAUGCAAGAAUUAAAAAACAUCUUGUAGAAAAUAAACUGUCCAGCAGUCAUGUUGAAAAGAAAUGUAUCGCUAAUGGAGGAUCGGCAAUGCAGACAAAUGACCAUGCACAAGAGUUUCUAUCUGAUGUUGUUCCUCAAGGUACCUUAAGAGUAGAUGAACUAGCAAAGUUACUCGCUUAA
Molecule: messenger RNA, 2025 nt
Organism: Miscanthus lutarioriparius
Lineage: Eukaryota; Viridiplantae; Streptophyta; Magnoliopsida; Poales; Poaceae
Source: the annotation of a GenBank genome assembly